Molecule: messenger RNA, 1818 nt
Organism: Yamadazyma jaroonii
Lineage: Eukaryota; Fungi; Ascomycota; Pichiomycetes; Serinales; Debaryomycetaceae
Source: the annotation of a GenBank genome assembly
AUGAACUUCUUACCGUUUAGAAAGUCAGGAGUAGAAGGACCAGGAGAAACCCUGACAAAUGGUGGUAGCUCGAAAGGCUCCAUGUCUAUGACUGCAGCAUCCAUGAAUAAUGAAUAUAGCGACGAAGAUGAUAUGGAGAUCGAUUCUAGAGCAGAAGUUUCUAUGACUGACAAUGAUAAUUUGAAUAGGUAUGGAAUUGGAGCAAAAUUGAUGAUGAAAAUGGGGUAUAAAUCAGGUACUGGAUUGGGGGACAACAAUGAAGGUAUCGUAAACCCAAUUGAAACCAAAUUGAGACCUCAAGGGGUAGGGGUUGGUGCUAUUGAUGAGAAAGUACAUAAAGAAGAUUAUAAAGAAAAUGAUAAAAGCAAGAUACAAAGAACCAAAUUAUUCGAACUCUUGGAAGAAUUAGACUUGAAGGGAGUAGAAAUACCUGAUCAAUACAAAAAUCCACAAGGUGAUUUAUCAACUAUUUUGAAGAAGCUCACUAUCAUCAAUAGCGAGUGGGAUACUAUAACCAAACAAGAAAGGUUUUUAAGCUUCCAGAAUAAAGAAUUGAAGAUUUCAAUAGAAAAAAUAGACAACGAUGUGGAUAAUUUGAAGAGAUUAAAGCAUUUGGUCACAUCUGAAGUAACACCAGAAGAAUUUAAGAAAUUCAACAGUCCUGAAACCAAAUAUUCAUUCAUCAAUUACUUUGCUCCCAAUAUCAAGAUGCUAUUGAUUAAUAAAGAUCUUCUGAAUUUGUCUGUUUACUUGGAAGCUUAUAAGGCGUUGGAUGGCUAUGACAGUCCAGUCGUCAAUCCAUGGGAUUCCGUUAUUUACAUGAAUUUAGCUCCUACUAUUCGAGAAUUGGCCAAAACCCACCAACACGGGGAAAUCUUUGAUCUUUUAAGUUAUUGGUCAAACUCAAGUAUCAUAAUAGAUGACUUUACAAUAACAAAAAUAAUAAUAGAUGUGAUACUGCCAAUGCUCAAAAAAUUGAUUCAAGAUUGGACUCCUAUAAGUAGCUCCCCAUUGUACUUAUUGAAUUAUCUCAAAUUAAGACAUCAUGAUCACCUCAAUUUCCUUAUAGAAAUGGUGUUCGAUAAAUACGUAGAUUAUUUUAAGAAUCCUAAACAUGCCAAUGCUGAGGAUAUUGAAACUUUGCACAUCAUAUGGUUUGAGGUAUUCCAAUCAUUCCUAGGCGGAAAUUCUAUCAGCUCAUUCAAUAACAAGAUAUUCCACAACCUUAUUAUAUUCUUUGAAGACAACAGAGAUCUAGAGACAGUCAUCAAGUUGGAAGGGUUACUUACUGCAGCACAAUUCGAAUUGAUCAUUCAAUUCAGAAUCUUUAAUCCAGUCAUUACCGAGAUGAAAGCCAGUCAAGGCAAACCUUUCUCAGCCAUCAAGUUUGCUGCAAAUUACAAGGCAUUAUACAACGAAGUCAAAAGAAUCAUUAACAAGUACAAUACUCCUUAUAUCGAAAUAAUAAAUUGGUAUAUGAACCGAGCCCUCCAAGGGGGACCAUUACCUAAACUAAACAAUCACGAAAUACCUACCACAGACGAAUUACUCAAGCAUUUAGCCAAAGGUGCAAAUGUUGAAGGAGUACCGACAAACAAGAUCAUGACUACCUUCAAAAAUGUGGUUGAGGAGGAAUGUUUAUCCGAAGGAAUUGUUAUGCAAAAGACAAGUAUGGUUCAUCCCAUACACGGAGUACAACUUUACAAAUUAUCCACUGACACCCGAACAAGACAAUGUUAUAUAAAAGAUGAUGUGUUAUGGAUUAAAUCACAACCAGAUUUUGCAGUCAAUGUUGGCUCCAUUUCACAGUACAUUUAG